ACACCCGUGUGAUCUUAAAUUGGAAACUAUCGUCCAUGUGCCUAAUUCGGCUCGAUUCACUUGGUUUAGAAUUUGUAUACGGAUCAUGAUACCUACACGUGUACUAAACACGUCAGUCUUACAAAUACUCUACCAUACCUCCAGUAAACUAAAAAUAUCCCUACUAAAAAAAUCGAAUUUAUGGUGUUGUGUCUGAAUCUUUGUGAUUGGGAGCGAGGGACCGUGUUUUCUGAACUGUUUUUAAGUCUCUCUUAUUCAGGCUCACAACUCUCAAGGCCAUAACAAAAAUUCCUGUUAACACCUUUUUUUUUUUAAGCUCUGAUUUUAGUCAUCAUUUUGACCUUUGGUUAAGGCAAAGGAAGAUCUGAAAAUGUUGAUGCUUUUUUUUUUUCAUCAGUAAAGCAUUGAACAAAAGCUCAGAGAUGAUAUUGGUUCUCUCUGCUCUGUGACUUUUGGGACAGAAGAUCGAAUGCCCAUUUCCCAUUGGAAGGUAAUUCGGCUGCUCAUUUUUUUAAGGUUGGAGUCUUGAGACAUUUUGGUUCGGAAUUUCAUUGUCUUUUAGUCAAGUCUGGUGCUUGUUUGCUUGUUUUGUUAAGGGGAGUAUCUGGGUUCGUUAUUUUUUAUUUGAAAUUACUGAUAGUUGUUUAGACAGUUCAUUGUAGAUCAAGAACUUUGCUUUGGCUUUGGUAGUUUUACCGGCAUUGGUAAGAUGAGAGGGAAAGUUGUAUUUUUGAAAUUGGAUUCUCAUAGUUGAAUGUAUCUGUGGGAUUGAUUUAAUAUUUAUUGGUUAGUACGGGCACCAGAUUGUUGCAAAAAAGACAUAUUAAAGAAUGCGCAAUGGAGCAAGGGGCACAUAUUGCAUAUUUGGAUGCUCAAUUUUAAGAUGUUUAUUGGUAAAGAAAACGAGGUUGUGAUAAAUUUGGUUGCUCUCUUGUGGUGAUUCUUUAUUGAUUGAGGAGUGAAUCGGAUUUUUAUUGAUGGCAUCCAUUAGAAGAACACUGUCUCCGCUGCCUCGACAGGGGACUUUAAUUACUGGAGAGGCUGAACGUUCAGUUCCUUCUCCAUUGUCGAAGUCUUCAUCAUGUAGUCAGAACUACCUACAGAGUGGUGGAUUGCUAUCUUCUCUUUUUGGUUUGUCGGAUUAUCAAGCUUUGGUUCUUGGUGUUUUCUCGCCAAGAUCUUCUAGGUCUCUUGACAGGUCAAAACAGAAAGGACAAGUUUGGAGGAGGGCCCUUUUUCAUUUCUUCAUUUGUUUCAUAGUUGGUUUUUUGAUUGGAUUGACACCAUUCAUUUCCAUGGACAUUUCUUAUAAGAAUCCCAUUUCAAAGCACCAGGCAUUCUCUUUUGAGGUAGCAUCAAAUGUUGGGAAUGUUCAAACAUACAACAAUUCAGAAAGAAAUGUAACGUCAAUGAUGGACAACUCAGGAGUUGAAAAUAAUGUCACAAUGGAGGCAUUGGUGCAGAAACUGGAAAUGGUAGACGGCAAGUUAGGUAAUGCCCUGACUAAUCUGUCACUCCCUCAAGAUAUAGAUCUGGAAUCCCAUAAGCUUUUGAUAGUUGUGACUCCUACAUCUGCUCGACCACUUCAAGCCUAUUAUCUAAAUCGUUUGGCAUACACAUUAAAGCUAGUCCAGGCACCUCUAUUGUGGAUUGUUGUGGAGAUGACCUCCCAGUCUGAGGAAACUGCUGACAUAUUAAGAAGGAGCAGUGUUAUGUAUAGGCUUCUUGUUUGCAAGAAAAAUCUAACUGAUAUAAAAGACAGAAAUGUUCACCAAAGAAAUGUGGCACUAUCUCACAUUGAAACUCAUCAUCUUGAUGGAAUUGUUUACUUUGCCAAUGAGGAUAACAUCUACUCAAUUGAUAUCUUUGAUCAAAUGAGGCAUAUUAGGCGGUUUGGGACAUGGACUGUGGCUAAACAAACAUGGGAUAAAAGUAGAGCUAUAUUGGAGGGCCCUGUUUGCAAUGGAACUCAAGUCAUUGGAUGGCACCUAAAUGGAUUAAGUAGGGGAUUCCGAAGAUUCCACGCUGACAUGUCAGGGUUUGCCUUCAACAGUUCCAUACUCUGGGAUCCAAAGCGAUGGCACCGACCUACUCUUGAAUUGAUUAGACAGCUUGAUACAGUCAAAGAUGGCUUCCAAGCAAGCUCGUUUAUUGAACAAGUUGUGGAAGAUGAAAGCCAGAUGGAAGGCUUACUGCAGGACUGCUCAAGAAUCUUGGUUUGGGAGCUUAAUGUUGAAUCAUGUAGUUCCUUCUACCCUCAAAAAUGGUUGAUGAAGAAUAAUUUAGACGUUAUUGCUCCACUUGCAUGAAAUCCCGGAUGUCAAAGGAGUUGAUUUCGAUUCUCAAGGGUGGUAGGAGAUGGCCAAGAUUUGCAUUUCAUUGCCAGUGAACGAGAGUCAUAAUCAGGUUGAUACCAACACUAAGUGGCCAAACAUAUGGAUUGUUAAUGUACUUAACUUCUAGCUAAAAUGGCAGAGUAUUUUGCAGACAAGGGUAAACAUAAUCUUUGUACGGUAUAUUAUUUUUCCAUUUCUGCAUUGCCUGCUCAUUUUGGUUGAGAGAAAUUUAAUGGGACUAGCUAGGAAAGGAUGGCCAAAUGAAAAGCAUCCUUGUGUGAUGCAGACUGUAAUGUUACUUUGGGUCUUAUUCUGGUUUAGCUAUACUUAAAGCAAAAUUAGUUAUUUGCUUAUUACCUCCAGCUAUGCCUUGUAGUGCAUUGUUUAUCCUGCAUGUAUCUUAUAAUUUAUUUGUGAUGCAGCUUGGAAUUCAGCUGUAAAUGCGAUCUCAAAGUGGCAAGGGCCACUCAAUUUUCCUGAACUGUUGAGUACUGGUUUAGAAAAAAAUAGCAAAAACUAAUACUACUGAUAUGGACAUUGACAAAAUUAAACUACAAUGAUUGAUGCCCUAUUAUGA
Messenger RNA from Durio zibethinus, 2913 nucleotides. RefSeq names its product putative beta-1,4-xylosyltransferase IRX9H. Gene Ontology annotation, molecular function: xylosyltransferase activity; galactosylgalactosylxylosylprotein 3-beta-glucuronosyltransferase activity. Gene Ontology annotation, biological process: plant-type secondary cell wall biogenesis; glucuronoxylan biosynthetic process. The record is from RefSeq and is a predicted model, not a curated record. NCBI's taxonomy places the organism in Eukaryota, Viridiplantae, Streptophyta, Magnoliopsida, Malvales, Malvaceae. Gene Ontology annotation, cellular component: Golgi membrane.